CAUACAAAAACUCCGCGAGCAAACAUGUCCAGAGAAACGCUAAGGGAACACGGUCGGUCGGGCGUGUCCUCACCUGAACUAAACGCACUCUUCCACUAUUUAGGCGAUGAGAGGUGCAUUUCGUAUCGCCGCUCCCAUCAUCUCCACUUUGAACGCCGGUGCGUUGCGUCUCUCUCGUACCCCACCUCCUCUGCUCCUCCUCGAACGAAGCCCUCGUUCGUCCUUCCACCGCCUUUUCUCGGGUUCUCUGCCAAUGGCGAAUCGCUCGCCGCCGCCUUCUACUUCCACAACGGCGUCAGAAACCCUCGAUUCCUCUUCCUCUUCUAUGGAGAAGCAGUUCGAGGGCUUUCGCGUCCAGCUCGAGGAGUCGGGGAACGUUCGGGAGCGGAUCCGCGCGGUGGUGAUGGAGAUGGAGGGCGCUGUCCGGCUGAUGCAUUCUAGUCUUCUUCUCGUCCACCACACCCGCCCAAACCCAGAGGUCUUGGAGAAGGCUAAAGUUCAGAUCGAAGUGCUCAAGGAUCUCUUCGGUGGGCUUGCUGAGAUCCUUCGUGAAUGCCCGGGACAGUAUUACAGGUACCAUGGUGAUUGGAGGAGCGAGACCCAGGCAGCAGUAUCACUCAUUGCGUUUCUGCACUGGUUGGAGACGGGCAAUCUUCUCGUUCAUGCGGAAGCUGAGAAGAAACUCGGAUUGGACAAUUCAGAAUUUGGUCUGGACAUUGAAGAUUAUCUUAUAGGAAUAUGUUUCAUGUCCAAUGAGUUGCCAAGAUAUGUGGUCAACCAAGUUACUGCUGGGGAUUAUGAUUGUCCAAAAAACGUGCUCAAGUUCUUAACCGAUCUCCAUUCUGCUUUUAGAAUGCUUAACCUACGAAAUGACUUUCUGCGCAAGAAGUUUGAUGGAAUGAAGUAUGACUUGAGAAAAGUUGAAGAGGUCUACUACGAUGUUAAGAUCAGAGGCCUCGGAUCUGGCGACACGAUGCAGGGGCAUGCCACCCAAGCUUAAUGGACUGGAGACAAUUUGGCUGCUCAAGGUAUAUAUAUAUAUAUAUAUAUAUAUAUAUAUCUACAGUUGCGUAGUUUGUUCCAUUUGAUACAUUAGGCAUAAAUCAUUGUAGCUGUUGCGCAUCUUUUCUUGGUUUUCUAGAUGUCGCUGACAUGUAGUAAUUCCGUGCUUCAAGUGUCUUUGGAUCCAAUCCACGAGGACUGGAAAAUGAAAGAGUAAGAACAGGUUAUCUAUAUACCUUCGUGGUGCUCUGGUAGCUACCAAUGAACAAUGUCAUUCAUUAUAUAGUCAGGAUCAAGUUUCUUAUGUCAA
Molecule: messenger RNA, 1312 nt
Organism: Musa acuminata AAA Group (dessert banana)
Lineage: Eukaryota; Viridiplantae; Streptophyta; Magnoliopsida; Zingiberales; Musaceae
Exons: 7
Coding region: 107-1000 (297 amino acids)
Biological process (GO): RNA metabolic process
Cellular component (GO): nucleus; cytoplasm
Molecular function (GO): single-stranded DNA binding; sequence-specific DNA binding; RNA binding
Source: RefSeq, a predicted model, not a curated record